Messenger RNA from Linepithema humile (Argentine ant), 1691 nucleotides. Lineage: Eukaryota; Metazoa; Arthropoda; Insecta; Hymenoptera; Formicidae. The record is from RefSeq and is a predicted model, not a curated record.
CUCUUGCGCCAGUCGGUCGCGCGUUACCGAGCUAAGUACAUGGGUUCGCGAACGCGCUCCCGCUGAAAAAGUUUCCCUGUGUCCGUCACGCCGCAUCGAGAGAGAGAAGCUUCUCUUUCUACGCACGCACAAACGCACGGUAUAUCGUCGUGAUAAACACGCGCAUCUCAUCGCAUCUCGUUCGCCGUAUCACACGCUUCGGGUGUCGCUGUGAGAGAGAUCCGCGCAUUGUGCCGCCGGACGAGCCCGGCGAAUUUCGAAAGCAACUCAGGAGGGAUAAUAUAAGGUGCAUUGCAAAGUGCGCGUUGCUGUACGUACGCAUUCUUGCUGCAAGGGAAAUUUCUCGUGCGGCAUUUUUACUUCGAGAUCCGAGAGGACAGUUUAGCAGGAUACCACCUGGUACCCAGAAGUGAGAUAGAGACAGGUGGUACGAGAAGAUAAGCAAUCAUGGGAGCGAGACAGAGCAAGAGGUCCGUGGACAUAACGACGACGCCGAAGAAGGAAGGAAUACCCGCCGAAGGAGGUGUCGGCGACGCAGCCGCACCUGGCGAUGGCAAACUGGAGAGGAUCGAAGAGGCUGACACGAAGCCUACCACCAACGGUAUUGCACCGCACACGGACACUGCCGAGGAUAAAGAAAAGGAUAAAGAUGAGGCCACCGAGAAGGAUAAGGAGCAACAAGCGCAACCUCAGCAAGAAGAGGUAAAACCUGAAGAGACGAAGCAAGAGAGCUCGUCCGGAGAAUCUCCUGCGGAGGUUGCGGAAGUCACGACGCCCACAGAGGCCACCCCAGCCAGUCCGAACACUGCCACUUCUCCAGACAAUAAGGAAACCAAAAAGAAGGAUAAGAAGAAAAAGUGGUCCUUCAGAUCGAUCAGCUUUAGCAAGAAGGACAAGACCAAGCCGAGUCGUGAGGAAACGCCCAAGAACGGAGACGUCACCAAGGAGGAGCCGCUCGCAGAGGGUGGUGAGGAAGCAGAGAAUGCGACAGCCUCCGCGAGCAGUCCAGUGGAGGAGAAAUCAGGGGCGAGCAGUCCAUCGGCAGAUGAGCAGGUAGCCGCGCCGGUAGCAGCAGCCGAGCCGAAGGAAGAAGCGGCCGCGGCGUCGCCAGUAGCCGCUAGUCCCGCCGAGGAAAAGAAAGAGGAACCCACUCCCUCCGCCCCUACUCCCGUCCCGUCCGUCGAGGAUAAGAAAGAGGAGGCGGUCGAAAAAGUCGAGGCCGAGAAAAAAGUAGUCGAGAACGCUCCGGAAAUCGAGACGCCGGUAGAAAACAACAUCGCCCACGAUGUCAGCACGACGGAAAGCGCCGAUGAGGCUCCUAAGGUUGCACCACCGGCUGUGCCGGCUGAGGCACCCGCCUCCCCGCCAACAGCGCCGGCUAUCACCGAGGACGUCGCCUCAGUCACCAAGGCUAUUGAGGAGAUUGAGAUAAGUGAUAAGGCAGUCGCGGCAGCAGUGAACGAAGCUAUCGAAUGUAACACGAAUGAAAUCAUUGCUGACGCGCAUCACCAAAACAACAUAAACGAAUAAGCGCCACUAAUUGAAUUGUAUUUUGGAAAGAAGAAAGUUCUUUUCUCUCGUUAAAACCAAAAAAGUAUAUUAUAUAGAUAUGUAUAUUUGGACCAUUCCUGCAACUAAACAGAAAAUAACGUUCUUUCGUUACGAGCAGCAAAAGGGGAAAACGGGGCGAU